Schistocerca cancellata (South American locust) is the source of this 3650-nucleotide messenger RNA. RefSeq names its product band 7 protein AGAP004871-like. The coding region runs from base 377 to 1234 and encodes 285 amino acids. Gene Ontology annotation, cellular component: plasma membrane. The record is from RefSeq and is a predicted model, not a curated record. Lineage: Eukaryota; Metazoa; Arthropoda; Insecta; Orthoptera; Acrididae. The transcript is spliced from 8 exons.
AAAUAUAAGAAACGUCCUAAUCAAUUUUAUGACGGCAAAGAUCUGUACAAGUGCGAUAUGCGUUCGGUUUCUAUUUUAAUUUUUAGUAUUACUUCCAAUAAAACGUAGCAGAAGUUACGUGUUGUUAGUUGUAGGCAGCAGCUUCUGCUGACAUAAUUACCCACAUUCGUUGGGCUACGGAGCCAAGAGAUCAUUUGACAGGGCGUCUGAUCUGAUCCGAUGUUUCAUGAAAGUUAAGCAGGGUGUUUCAAACCCAUAUAUACUAGCCGCGUUCUCCAAAUAAAUAUACUGUUCACAACGCUUGCAGUGCCAGUACAACGGAAUUUCCUCUGCUACUGGAUUUGGAACCAUUACGGAUAAACACAGUUCUGACACGAUGGAGGAAGAUAGAGGGGACGUCGGAAAAAUGGAGAGUCAGGCGCUGUCUGGAUACAAGGCUGAUCCAGAGCCUGUGGGUUGCAUUGAAGUGUUAGCCACAGCAUUCUCAAUUCUGCUUCUCAUUCUCACCUUUCCAGUUGCAAUUUUCAUGAGCUACAAGGUGGUCCAGGAGUACGAACGCGCUGUUAUCUUCCGCUUGGGAAGACUUCGUAAGGGGGGAGCCCGUGGUCCGGGAAUUUUUUUUGUCUUACCGUGCAUUGAUACGUACUGCAAAGUAGAUCUACGGACUGUUUCAUUUGAUGUUCCUCCACAAGAGGCACUCACCAGGGAUUCAGUGACUGUCACAGUGGAUGCUGUCGUCUAUUAUAGAGUAAAUGAUCCAUUGAAUGCCAUCGUCUCAGUUAACAAUUACAGCCAUUCUACUCGCCUGCUUGCUGCAACAACAUUGCGUAAUGUUCUGGGCACAAGAAACCUAUCUGAGAUACUGUCUGAACGAGAAGCAAUUGCCCAUACAAUGCAGUCAGCUCUUGAUGAGGCUACAGAUCCGUGGGGUGUGAAAGUGGAACGUGUUGAGAUAAAAGAUGUACGACUACCAGUUCAAUUGCAGAGAGCUAUGGCAGCUGAAGCAGAGGCUGCACGAGAGGCUCGUGCUAAAGUAAUAGCUGCAGAAGGAGAAAUGAAGGCUUCACGUGCUCUGAAAGAAGCUUCUGAUGUUAUGUCUGAAAGUCCAGCUGCCUUACAGCUUCGUUAUCUCCAGACCCUGAAUACCAUUUCAGCUGAGAAGAAUUCUACUAUUAUAUUUCCACUGCCAAUGGACAUUGUCACUCCUUUUCUCACUAAUCUUAAAAAGUCUUAAUUCGAUCUUCAAACAAAUUUACAUAUAUUAUUAAGUGAUGUGUUUAUUGUAAUAUGUUUAUUCUAUGUGUGCACAGCAUUUGUUUGUAUCUCAGGAAUUUACAUCUAAUUUUAUACUUUCUUGUGCUUCGUCAAGAGUGUGUUUCAUACAUACGAAGGAAUCCACAAAUUUGUAUCAGAGUUCACUUUAAAAGCCCAUAGAAUAUAAUGUUCAAAACAUUCAAGAACUUUUUUUCGUACAACUAUAAGAAAAUGUAGAAAAAAUAUUGCCUGAAAUGUUACAUUUUGCAUUAACUUAGAGUAAUCUAUAGAAUUCAGCUGUACAUCUCAAGAAAUCCAUUGCUUCUUAUUACCCAGAUGUUACAUUAGGUAUGUGUUGUACAAUGAGUAUUUAAGGUUAGUUUGGAAAACGGAACUAAAAAGGACUGACAUAACACCUCAAUCUCUGACAAGAUUAAAUUAAAGUGUGGUAUGCAAUGCAUGGUGUGACAAUAAGAGGUAAAAAGAUGAGAGUUUCCUUCAUACAUUCUGCUAGAGGCAAGGAGGAGAGGAAGGGAUUUGGGUGGAUGGGGGGGGGGGGGGGGGAUUAAGACACUCACCACUAACACCAGCUGUCAGGGACUAAUGCAGUACUACUGACAGAUGGAGUUGAAACUAUUUUACUACUCUGUUGACAGUAUCCCCACAUGAUUUGUGAAAUGUGUUGGUACUAUAGCUUGUGCUCAUAGUAAAAAGUGAAUUUACGUAUUAUUUUCAUAUUAUCCCUGAAAAUCCAAUCCUUAUACUUACACUAGUCACUUUACCUAAAGUAUAGAAUGCCAUCACAUUGCCCAGUUUGGUCCUGUGAGAGUUGAUAUGACACUAAACCCUAAUCUUCUUGUGCUCUUUUCUGUGAGAGUUUAUAUCACACAUUAUAAAUAAUAAUAAUAAUAAUAAUAAUAAUAAUAAUUAUAAUAAAUCCUUGUAUGAAAGUACAACUUGUAUGUUGUCUCAAUAACACUCUGUAGUACCUCAGAACCUGUGGUAUUUAGUUCCUAUUUAUCCUUAUAAAACAGUCUAUGAGCACAGCUUUGUGAAUUAAUGGGAUGAACAUAUUUCAUUCUGAACUCCAUCAAACAGUCAUGAUUCCUGUAGUACUAAAUGAUGAGAUUGUACAUCUUGGGAAAAAAUAUUCGUAAUGAGUGGACACCCGUCACUGUUUCAGAUUUAAGUGUUGUUUCGUUAAUUGAACACCAGAGUAAAAUAAAAUGAUCAUAUAGAUAAUUAAUGCAGACAUCCAUGAGAUUAGUUUCUGACAGAAUGGUAAAAAUGAGACAACUAAUGGGUUAAGUUGCCCACACAUAGUUCACAUUCUCUGCAAUUUUAAAGAAAAAUAAAGUAAAGAAAAGAAUGAAUAUAUUCUAUGAUACAGUAAUAUGUCAGUGUAAUAAUUAAAUUCUAAAUUUUGUCUCACCAUGAUCAGUAUAUUUCAUUACUUUUUCCUCUGUAAUGCUUUUUUGGUAUGGCCUGUGAAUAUCACAAAGUGUUAUUCAUGUUAGAGACAUUGAUAAGUAGUAACUACCAGAAAAUUUCUGCUGUGUUUGUUUUGACAGCAGGAUUUUAUGUCAUUGGUAUUUUGUGAUACUUCUCCCAUUUUGUGGAUAUUUGUUUUCCAGAAAAGGGGGAGAUGGAAAUUGGUUUCUGUGUGUAUUUGCGACUGAUGUACUGCUAUCAUUGUAACUGUCACUGGACAUGCACUAAUUGCUUUCCCAAGAUUCAUAUCGUACUUUUUUGUGAUUUGCAGAAUAAUUUCAAUUUGUGUUAGUUUAAUCCAGAAUUCAUACUACUUGCUGUAACAAUUAUGCAAAAUUUCUAAAGUGUGUAUCCAUUUCUUUUUUAGUAUGUUCCAAACAUUGUUUGACAAUUUAUGGGUUGCAAUAUGAAUUUGCCGUGUAAAUAGUUCUCUGUGCAAGCCUAAAGUUAAUGAAAUAUAUUUGCUUGUAAGAUUCUGAAGAUACUUUAAUUUUUUACAAAUAGAUGAUUGUUAUAUGCUGUGUGACUUUUUUUAUAAUACAGCUCAUCAGUGAUUGGUAGUCAGCAUUCAUCUGCUGUAAGUAUGACUAAAAACAUUCAUUAUAUUGUACAUUUUCUCUGCAUUGUGACAUUUCAUUCUGCAAACAUAACUGAAAGUGUGUGUUCCAAAACUAGUUUCUUGAUGAAUUCAACUGAUAGCUCUGUAGCAUACUAGGUAUAAGAAUCUGUGUUUUCCUUAUAUAUCAGUCGUUUUAGAAUUUUUAUGGAUUGUGGCUUGAUUGGCUUUUACUUUGUGUGUUAGUUUUUACUGUAUCUUUCAGAUAACAAUAUUGUGACUGAUGGAUGUAAUAAAAUUGUGUGUAACAUUGUAAGUUUAUAUGUACAUUAAAAAUAUUUCUUUUAUA